Stomoxys calcitrans (stable fly) is the source of this 6724-nucleotide messenger RNA. RefSeq lists its product as uncharacterized. The coding region runs from base 1347 to 2771 and encodes 474 amino acids. NCBI's taxonomy places the organism in Eukaryota, Metazoa, Arthropoda, Insecta, Diptera, Muscidae. The record is from RefSeq and is a predicted model, not a curated record. Gene Ontology annotation, molecular function: catalytic activity. The transcript has 2 exons.
GCGUGAGGUCCAGCGCUACAAGAGAGAACCUCUAGAUCAAGCGGCAUAUCAAGCGGGUCUGAACAACAUUCAUGCAGACACGGUAGCAGACGCGUUAAUUGGCUACCGGGUGAAUGUAGUCCUUGGAGAACGACCACCACCCAUUGCACCCGAAGAAAUCGAUCUCCCCCGGCAAACCAGAGUGGUUCUGGCUCAAUUACGUUCCGGCAGAUGCAGCCGCCUCAAUUCCCACAGAGCUAGGAUUGAUGCCGACGUGCAAGAUGUAUGUCCCGAUUGUUACCAGGGACCGCACGAUACACGUCACCUGUUUAACUGCCCGGCCAGACCCACUCGACUCAGACCCAGAUCCCUGUGGACGCACCCCAUCUUAGUCGCGGAGUUCCUGGGUCUUGACACUCAACAGAAUCAAGCAGACGAAAGAUAGUACACAAUAAACUGCUACAACAACAACAACAACAAAAAAAUGCUCCUUUUAUGGGCUCAAUACUCUAUAUCGGGAGAUCGGUCUAUACGUCAGCUAUAUCCAAAUAUGGUCCGAUCUAGACCCCAUUUGACAGAAAUAGGUAGGGUUCUACAAGAACACACUGUGCCAAAUUUCAUUCGGGUAAUAAAUGGAUCUUUUAUGGCCUCAAUACCCUAUAUCGGUUGGUCGGUCUAUAGGGCAGCUAUGCCCAAAUAAAGUCCGAUCUGAAUCACAAUUCACAGAAAUACGUGUGAAUGUAGUCCUUGGAGAACGACCGCCUCCCAUUGCACCUGAAGAAAUCGACCUCCCCCGGCAAACCAAAGAAGUUCUGGCCCAAUUACGUUCUAGCAAAUGCAGCCGUCAAUUCCCACAGAGCUAGGACUGAUGCCGACGUGCAAGAUGUAACCAGGGACCGCACGAUACACGUCACCUGUUUAACUGCCCGGCCAGACCCACUCGACUCAGACCCGGAUCCCAGUGGACGCAGAGUUCCUGGGUCUUGACUCUCAACAGAAUCAAGCAGACGAAAGAUAGAACAUAAUAAACUGCUACAACAAAAUCAACCAAUGGGAAAGCUCCCUUAACCUCCCUUAAGUGGUCGCUGCAAUUUGGGUAGCUACAAUUUCCAGAGGCAUUAGAUGUAGCAUUAAAUUCAGUGCAUCAGAUGGCGUCGUCCUCAGUGCGGCUGUGAUGCACAAAGAAGCCAUCCUUUGGAUGCGGUUAAGUAUUGAACAGUAGGUGGACUUUUGAAGCGCCGUCCACCAGACCACAACACCAUAUAGCAUCAAUCCCAUGGCAGCCGGUUGUACGCACCCGAUUGACCCGAUGGAAUCCUCAUCGGCAAGGGCUGCCGUCUCAGUGUACGUGUUCGUCUUUUUUCGUCAUGGGGAGGCACAUCCCGGAGUGCCUUCUCCGUACGCUUCUGGUCCGUGCCGGGAUUGAAAAGAACCCCGGACCCUGGUUCUGUUCGGUUUUCCAGAACCGCCUUCAUCAUCGGUCGGUGUCGGUGAGGCGUAACCGGUGCAUGGAGUGGGUACAUUUCCGUUCUUGCUCUGGCCUAACUUCGCUACGGGAGUAUAGUCAUACUGGAUAUGUCGCUAGGUGCUGUGCGAACAUAGCCAGCAGUGGGUCACAAGCGUCGCCUUCGGCGUCCUCGUCGUCGGACUAUGUGACCCCCCCCCCCUCGACUCCCGUACGGCAAUUUAUCCAACGACAGCACCCUAGCCCUACUAUUGCCAGGCCAAUGCCGGGAAGUGCAUCGUUCUUGCAGUUAAACUGCAACGGACUGCGUGGCAAGAUUGAUGAGAUCGUAGAUUUUAUGACUCGGAAGAGCAUAUCGGUCGCAGCGAUCCAGGAGAUAAAGCUGACCAACACUUGCAGCUUGUACAGUUGUCACGGUUACAAUGUGCUACGUAAGGAUCGCUCAAGGAAUGGAGGUGGGGGAUUGGCCUUCGUUAUACACCAUUCCGUGCAGUAUAGACCUAUCUCGCCUGCGCUUGACGCUAGUGACCCAUACAUGGAAUGUAUGGAGGUAGCAGUCAGGUCUGGUACUGCCGAGAUAGAGAAAUACAACGUGUAUAUACCGCCGGUUGGUAGCUGUGUCCCGAUUAAUGGCCAGGCUUACAACCCCGACAUAAGUGGGUUGCUAUCUGGCCAUAAUCGUCUAGUUCUGGGGGAUUUUAAUGCACAUCACACGUCAUGGCAUUCUCCCCUAGGUAACGACCAGCGUGGCAGAGCUUUGGCAGAGCAAAUAGAUAGCUCCACGUUUUGCACGGUGAAUGAGGAUGCCCCCACUAGGAUUACGAGGAGGUGCAGCAGCGCGCCAGACAUCUCAAUUGCAUCCCCUGAUCUCCUGAGUGACGUAUACUGGCAAGCCGUCAUCUCUUUGGGGUCAGGCCACCUCCCCAUAAUUCUCACCAUCGACCGACCACCCGACUUCAUAACCUCUGAGCGCCGGACGUUUAUCAAUUAUAAGAAGGCCGAUUGGAGUGGCUUCAGAGAGUAUACCAAUCGCCGCUUCAGUGAACUGCCACCCCCCUCUGAUGUGCUUGUGGCCGAGAGGAAAUUCCGAGACAUCAUCAACGCAGCAGCCGCUCGCUUUAUACCAGCCGGUCGAAUACCACAAGUGCGACCCAAUUUCCCGGCGCAAGCAGUGGUACUCGCAGACGAGCGUGAUGGUAUUCGUGCUAUGGACCCAGCUAACCCCAGAAUCAGCGAGCUGAAUCUGGAAAUAAACAGGGUAGUCAACGAACAUAAGCGGAAUUUGUGGCUGGAACACUUGGAGCAAUGUAACUUGGCACCGGUGUAGGCAAACUAUGGGCCACUGUUAAGUCACUCUCGAACCCCGGUAGACGGGAUGACAGGACCUCAGUCACUUUUGGCGAGAUAACCGUGACUGAUCCGAAGAGAAGCGCCAGGUUGUUCAACCGUCAAUUUAUUGUGCAUCCCGCGAGAGACAGGACAAGGAGGAGAGCCAUUCGCCGUAUUCGUGGUCUCCGAGCCGAUGAACAGCCAUCACAAUUUACCGUGGACGAAGUUACGAAUGUCAUCCGUGGCGCCAAAUCUUCCAAGGCGUUGGGCCCCGACGGAAUCUCUACAUUGAUGCUGAAGAAUCUGGAUUCACCUGGAGUUGAGUACCUUACCACUGUCCUCAACCUGUCAUUGAACACUUUUAUAGUUCCCGAUGUCUGGAAAAUGGGCAGAGUGAUCCAGCUACUGAAGCCUGGAAAAGACCUGAGUUUGGGGGAGUCGUACAGACCGAUCUCCCUUCUCUCACCAGUGGCAAAGACGCUUGAGGCAUUACUCCUCCCGAGCCUCGUAGGAGAAUUUCCAUUCGCCGACCAUCAACAUUGAUUUCGGAGACUGCACAGCACAACAACAGCUUUGCAUGCCAUCACCACACACAUUUGCCGUGGCUUCAAUCAACCCAGGCCAUGUGAUAGGACGGUCCUCGUGGCACUGGACCUAUCGAAGGCAUUCGACACGGUCAGCCAUGCCAAAUUAUUUGAGGACAUCAGCCAUGCCAAAUUAUUUGAGGACACGUCCCUCCAGCCAGGACUGAAACGAUGGGUCGUGAAUUAUCUGUGUGGUCGCCAGUCAUUUGUGGAAUUUAGGGAUAAGGGAAUUUAGAGAUCGUAGCAUAUAAUUGAAAGAUGAAAAAAGGAUCAAUUUAAAAAAAGAGACGUGCAGAGUACAUUAGACGUCUUCAAGGAUCCGUAUGCAGUCCUCAUAGCACCACACUGAAUUCGAACCAUCAUUGUGCGUAAUACGUACUUUUGAAAUACUUGUAUGGAGCAAACGAAGUUUGCUAACCCUUUUUUCCUUUACCAAGCGUCUGCAAAUGUAGUUAAGUCGGUUUAAAGCUGGAGACAGGUGAUCAUUCAAGUCAACUCUGCUCGAUAUAUCACCACCAAUGACAUCAGACAGCCUCAGUUGUUUCGUUUCGAAAUAUUUAUCCAUAAUAUUGUCACGGACAAAUGCUGAAUUAAAUCUUACAAUGACAUUCUUUCCAUUAUUGUUGUAGUAGAUAUCGUUUAUGUCAGUCUUAGUUAAUGUAAUGUCAAAGACGCCACGAAUAGCAAUGACACAUUCCAUUACUUACUUACUUUUACUUUACUUUAAUUGGCUAUAACAGAAUAUUUGUUCCACUAGCGUAGAACGUAGAAUAGCGUUCCAAGCGCCACGAUCUUUUGCGCUCAUUCUAAAAUCUCUGACACCAAGUUUCGAGGUGUAUCUCAUCACUUGAUCUUACCAUCGGGAUUUUGGUCUUCCCGGUUUGCGUGUACCACCGUGUUUGCCUUCAAAAGACUUCUUUGUUGGGGCUUCUUCAUCCAUUUUGACACGUGUAACUAUGCUAUCUUCGUCAUACAGCUAGUGGUUCAUAGGUGGGUUCAUGGGUGGGGGGCAUCAGGCGCUCACUCGCUGGCAGCACUUGGGGUGCAGACAAAGAAACCUUGUUGACUACGUACAAAGCAAUUGGCCGGUCUGUGGUAAGUUAUGCAGCGCCAGUGUGACACGCCGUGGAAUAAUAUUCAGAUCUGUCAGAAUGCCGCCCUCCGAACUGCGACGGGCUGUCUCCUUAGUUCUCAUGUGGACCACCUCCAUCAGGAGACAAAGAUCCUACCAGUGCGAAGACAUAACUACAUGCUGUCUAAGCAAUACCUUUUGGGCUGUUAUCGCAGAAAUCAUCCAAAUCAUCAUCUUGUGGAUAGAUACUCACCGCCCUGAAGCCUUAAGGUAGAUCUACACGAUCUAGAGCGUGAGGUUCAGCGCUACAAGAGAGAACCUCUAGAUCAAGCGGCGUAUCAAGCGGGUCUGAACAACAUUCAUGCAGACACGGUAGCAGAUGCGUUAAUUGGCUACCGGGUGAAUGUAGUCCUUGGAGAACGACCGCCACCCAUUGCACCCGAAGAAAUCGACCUCCCCCGGCAAACCAGAGUAGUUCUGGCUCAAUUACGUUCCGGCAGAUGCAGCCGCCUCAAUUCCCACAGAGCUAGGAUUGAUGCCGACGUGCAAGAUGUAUGUCCCGAUUGUAAACAGGGACCGCACGAUACUCGUCACCUGUUUAACUGCCCGGGCAGACUCACUCGACUCAGACCCAGAUCCCUGUGGACGCACCCCAUCUUAGUCACGGAGUUCCUGGGUCUCCACACUCAACAGAAUCAAGCAGACGAAAGAUAGAACACAAUAAACUGCUACAACAACACCAACAACAAUGUGCGGAACGACACACUGAUCCAAUCCUUAAACCAGACCGGGUGGAUCCGAUCCUUCGAGACUGGAUAAACCAUAUGCUAAGGAACAGGAGGAAAAAUUGUGUGUCCAAUGGCAUAAAUAUAAGGAAGAAAGUGGCACAUUGGGCAUUUUAUUACCACUCCUAUGUAUGGCCACCAUAAAUGACCUAGUACGGAUGUUGACUGAGGAGGGAAUUGAACCCGUAUGCUACGCAGACAAUGUUAUAAUACUUCUAAGGGGUAAGGAUUCGAACCAGCUAUGCAGAAGGGCCGAAAGGGUCUUGCAUAUGGCAUAUGACUGGGCUAGACCCAGAGGUCUCAAUGUUAACCCAAAGAAGACUGAAAUAUGCCUGUUCACGAGGAAGAUGAAGGUGGGCCAAUUUAACGCACCUCGUUUCCUCAAAAAGACGAUUUCGUUAUCUGGCAAGGUCAAAUAAUUAGAUGUGAUCUUGGACAGGAAACUGAAAUGCAAAAAAAUUAAUAUAGUACCAGCCUUAAAGCUAAAAGCACGUGAAACAAAAAAAAAAUCAUUUUUUUACGCUAAUGACUUAAAAGAAGAACCCUUCUGCCGGUCAAGAUUUGUCGUUAGGAUAAGCAUAUAUUCGGAAAACCAAAUUCCUUUAACCAGAAGAAUAUCGAUACGAUAAAUUGUAACCGGAGAAUGACUUGGUACAAUUAGAAGGUAAAGUCAUAAGCCCAGCCGAUCAAAUUUUCCAAUUUCAGAGUUGUAUCCAAAUCCCACUAGAGUGUCAAAUGCUUUGUUUGGAUUUUAGAAGGUUUUUUACAUUUUGUUUCUUUUUUUUCACAUUUUUAUUGUUUGAAUUUAUAAUUUUCGUGUUUAUAAUCAUCUCUUUUGAUCAUGUAGCUGCUACAUAUGAUAAUGCAAAUAAAAACUAGAAUGUCAAUUUGACAGGGUACAAAAGAUUAACAGCCUAAUAGAAAUUUGCUUCACCAUCCCCACAGGGUUGUAUCGUUGAUUUCAUUGUUGUUGGGCUUAUGACUUUAUCUUCUAAUUGUACCAAGGGAGAAUGAGAAUCCCAGCCUAAAGCUGAGUAUUAUGUUCGUCUUUUCAACAGGGAUGUAUUCAAACUCCAUAUAAAAAAAGUUGGCAAAUGUUGGAGGAGCAAAAGUAGUACUCUGCUUAUAGUGAGAGAAAUGGCAUAAAAAUCAAAGUGGCAACACUUUAAACCAUUGCCAGCUUCAUUUUUUUUUUGUUUCAUUCGUUUUUCUUUAUUUAUUAGCCAAAGAAUAGAAACAAUAAGCGCAGACAAAAAAAAAACGUGUUUUGACGUUUUUGUAACCAAUUUUUUUUCUUCAACCACAUGUUUACUGAAUUACCGAAGUACAAAAUGAAAAUAUGAUUGUAUGGGAGAGAAGCAAGGUUUUUUUUUUGGGCAACCCAUAUGCGAACGUACGUGCAUGUGUACACACAAACGUAAGUGUGUGGACCAUUGUCAAAUUCAUAUAUCUUGUAAUUUCAAACAAAACCACCCCCUCAAAAUGAACGAAUAAUGAAACAAAAUUAUUU